This is a messenger RNA of Vicia faba (fava bean), 303 nucleotides long. The record is from the annotation of a GenBank genome assembly. Lineage: Eukaryota; Viridiplantae; Streptophyta; Magnoliopsida; Fabales; Fabaceae.
AUGCUUCCUCAGCGAAUGAAGAAAGCUGUUACUGAUAACCCUAAAAAGCUCGCAAACUUGAUCGAUCUCGUUAACCUUCCUCUCACUCUCAGAGACUUCGUCGGUCAAUCUCAGACUUCUCGAUUAACCUGUUUCAUGCGUGUUUGGUCCUACGUCAAAACCAACAAUCUUCAGGAUCCAAAUAACAAGAACAUGGUAAACUGUGAUGAGAAGUUAAAAGGUAUUUUACUCGGGAAACCUCGGGUUGAGUUAGCAGAACUUCCAGCACUUAUCAAGCUACAUUUUCUGAAAGAGCCCAAGUGA